AGGAUACAAACGCGAAGAAUUCCCGGAUGGGGCUCAUUUUUUUCUUCUCUUUUUCUUUUCUUUUUGUUUUCGGGGGUGAGUAUUAUUAUUCAGCGCCGCAUCUUACUGAAAUAUGCCAUAACCGUUACAUUUGGAAUUAGCUAACGGAGGGAGAGGGAGACCGCCGGUGUGGAGUGGUUUGUGUGUGUACGAGUACCGGUAUUGCGUGGGUGGAUGGGCUAAUGUGCAUCCCGCGCAUGAUUAACGUUAGACUACAGUCGCACCCCGCUAUGAUACGGGUAUGAUAUGAUAAAUUUUUUUACUAUGGUUAUUGCGUCACGGUAGCGGUCUGUAUGAUAAAAUUAGAGUAUUGCACUGAGCGAUACCCUACCGGUAUGGUACAGUAAUUUACAGUAUGAUACCCCUUCCAUCUCUUCGCAUCCCAAGUAAACCCCCCCACUAUUUUUUUGUUUUUCCACCCCCCCAUAACGUCCCGUAGCAAACAAACACAUUCUGGUAGGCUCUCUUUAACUGCGUACUCUGCUUCUGAGAUUCCCCUCAUCUUACUCCGCCCUCUCUCUCUACUUCUCCCCAGGUCUCUUGAAAUUUGCACAACACACGAUUUCUACUUCCACUUCCCACCUGAAAUUUCCUCGAGAUGUCGCUUUCUAAUAAGCUUGGUGUGUUUGAUCUUGUUUUAUAUUUUAUAACCCAUAUUUAAUUUUGUUUGGUGGGGUUAAUGGACGAACUGCUAAUGCGGUGGAUAACCCAUAGCUAUCACUGAUCUCGACCUUAAGGGGAAGAGAGUUCUUAUCCGUGUAUGUGCUAUAUUCCCACACCACCUAAUGCCUCUCACCGAGUGGAAAUUUCUAACGGAUGGAAAAUAGGUAGACUUCAACGUCCCUCUCGAGGGAACCACCAUCACCAAUAAUCAACGUAUUGUUGCGGCCUUGCCUACUAUCAAGCAUGCCCUCGAGUCGAAGGCUAAGUCCAUUGUGCUGAUGUCGCACUUGGGACGCCCUGAUGGAAAGAGGGUUGAAAAGUACUCCCUGGCACCGGUAGCCAGGGAACUGGAGAAAUUGCUUGGUGUCAAUGUCACCUUCUUGGACGACUGUGUUGGGCCGGAGGUUGAGGAGCGUGUUGCGAAGGCUACUGAUGGUUCGUUUCGUUCUCCCUAUUCUACCAUUUCUUCCCUCUCACCCUACUGGUUGAAGUGUCAGGAGAAGAUGUUAACUUGCGGGAUUUCGUAAAACCGAACAGGAGAGGUGAUUCUCCUCGAAAACCUCAGAUACCAUGCCGAGGAAGAGGGAAACUCCAAGGGGCCGGAUGGCAAGAAGGUCAAGGCAGAUCCAGAAAAGGUGAAGGAGUUUAGAAAAUCUUUGACCUCUUUGGGUGAUGUUUACAUCAGUUUGUUCCCUCAUUUCUUUAUCUUCAAGCAGCUUGGUUAGUUAAUUGCUCUUUUCUCUCUCCUUUCUUUCCUUCAAUAGAUGACGCUUUCGGCACUGCCCAUCGCGCUCACAGUUCCAUGGUUGGUAUCGACUUGUCGCAGAAGGCGUCCGGUUUCCUCGUGAAGAAGGAGUUGGAGUACUUUGCCAAGGCCCUCGAAUCUCCGGAACGCCCAUUCCUCGCUAUCCUCGGCGGUGCCAAAGUGUCCGACAAGAUCCAACUUAUUGAUAAUCUAAUUCCCAAGGUCGAUUCUUUGAUUAUUUGCGGUGGUAUGGCGUUCACUUUCAAAAAGACCCUUGAGGGUGUCAGGAUUGGUAAUUCCCUGUUCGAUGAGGAGGGUGCUAAGACGGUUGGUGAGGUUAUGGAGAAGGCGAGGAAGCAUGGUGUGGAGGUUGUCUUGCCUGUUGACUACAUCACUGCGGACAAGUUUGCAAAGGAUGCUCAAGUCGGGUAUGCUACUGAUGAGCAGGGCAUCCCCGAUGGGUGGAUGGGAUUGGACUGCGGGGAGAAGUCUGUUGAGAUGAACAGGGCUACCAUAGCUAAGGCUCGUACCAUCCUCUGGAACGGGUAUUUAAUUCUCCGCUCCCUAGAAAGGAUGCCUUGCUGAUCGCUACAGGCCCGCUGGUGUUUUCGAGUUUGACAACUUUGCAAAGGGAACCAAGGCUAUGUUGGAUGCAGCCGUCGAGGCUGCACAAUCUGGCAAGAUUGUCAUCAUUGGUGGUGGCGACACCGCAACUGUGGCUGCGAAGUAUGGUUCUGAGGAUAAGCUGAGCCAUGUCUCAACUGGCGGUGGAGCGUGAGUAGUCGGAUGUGCUCUUGUGUCAGUGGGGGGACGCGUGGCUAACAUGUGAUACAGUUCAUUGGAAUUGCUCGAAGGCAAGGUCCUUCCUGGUGUCUCUGCUCUCUCGGUAAGUCCUCUUGAAGUUUGAUCUGCAUGGUGAAAAACGGGCUGACCAGAUUGUAGAGUAA
Messenger RNA from Tuber aestivum (summer truffle), 2394 nucleotides. Lineage: Eukaryota; Fungi; Ascomycota; Pezizomycetes; Pezizales; Tuberaceae. The record is from the annotation of a GenBank genome assembly.